Molecule: messenger RNA, 1104 nt
Organism: Maudiozyma barnettii
Lineage: Eukaryota; Fungi; Ascomycota; Saccharomycetes; Saccharomycetales; Saccharomycetaceae
Exons: 1
Coding region: 1-1104 (367 amino acids)
Biological process (GO): fungal-type cell wall organization
Cellular component (GO): fungal-type cell wall
Molecular function (GO): structural constituent of cell wall
Source: RefSeq, a predicted model, not a curated record
AUGCAAUACAAGAAGACUCUAGCCACUGCCGCUCUAGCAACCUCUGCUCUAGCUGCUUACGUUCCAUCUGAACCAUGGUCCACUUUAACUCCUUCUGCCACUUACAAAGGUGGUCUAACUAACUACGCUUCUACUUUUGGUAUUGCCGUUGAACCAGUUGCUUCUGCCGCUGCUUCCUCCAAGGCCAAGAGAGAUGCUAUUUCUCAAAUCGGUGAUGGUCAAAUUCAAGCUGCUACUACCACCAAGACUACUAAGGCUGCUGUCUCUCAAAUCAAUGACGGUCAAAUCCAAGCCGCUACUACUACUGCUAAGGCUACCAAGGCUGCCGUUUCUCAAAUCAAUGACGGUCAAAUCCAAGCUGCUACCAAGGCUACCAAGGCUGCCGUUUCUCAAAUUAACGAUGGUCAAAUCCAAGCCGCUACCAAGGCUCCAGUCUCUCAAAUCGGUGACGGUCAAAUCCAAGCUGCUACCAAGGCUGCUGUCUCUCAAAUCGGUGAUGGUCAAAUCCAAGCCGCUACUAAGACUGCCGCUGCCGUUUCUCAAAUCGGUGAUGGUCAAAUUCAAGCUGCCACCAAGGCUGCUGUCUCUCAAAUCGGUGAUGGUCAAAUCCAAGCCGCUACUAAGACUGCCGCUGCUGUCUCUCAAAUAAAUGACGGUCAAAUCCAAGCUGCCACCAAGGCUGCUGUCUCUCAAAUCGGUGACGGUCAAGCUCAAGCCGCUACUAAGACUGCUACUGCUGGUGCAUCUCAAGACACUGACGGUCAAGUUCAAAACAAGGAUUCUUCUAAUCCAGUCACUAACGUCUCCUGUAAGGUCGACGGUACUCUAGAAAUGUCUAUCAAGGAUGGUAUCUUAACUGAUGGUAAGGGUAGAGUUGGUUCUAUCGUUUCUAACAGACAAUUCCAAUUCGAUGGUCCACCACCACAAGCCGGUGCUCUAUACGCUGCUGGUUGGUCUAUUACCCCAGAAGGUAACCUGGCUCUAGGUGACCAAGAUGUUUUCUACCAAUGUCUAUCUGGCGACUUCUACAACUUGUACGAUGAAUCCAUUGCCUCUCAAUGUCACCCAGUUUACCUACAAGCCAUUGACUUGGUUGCUUGUUAA